Messenger RNA from Cydia pomonella (codling moth), 3197 nucleotides. RefSeq lists its product as uncharacterized. The record is from RefSeq and is a predicted model, not a curated record. The transcript has 5 exons. Bases 212 to 919 code for a protein of 235 amino acids. NCBI's taxonomy places the organism in Eukaryota, Metazoa, Arthropoda, Insecta, Lepidoptera, Tortricidae. Gene Ontology annotation, cellular component: endoplasmic reticulum membrane. Gene Ontology annotation, biological process: GPI anchor biosynthetic process.
CAGCACUGCGAAUUUUUUGUGAUUUUUAGCUAUACUGACAUUUCAACAUAAUCUAAACGUUUUAUUGUUUACCGAUAGUUUACUGUGAAUGUGGGUUAAAUUUUCUACAAUUAAUCCUAAAAAAAUAUCACAAAAUCGUCAAAUCAUCAUUCCAUUACGUAUACUAUAAGUAAUACGCGAAUAAACUUAUACGCCGGUGAUUGGCAUAACAAUGUUGAAAAGUAUUAUUUCUGUGCUAUCAUGUCUUAUUGUGGUUUCGUCCACGAAAUUGUCUUGUGAUUUUAACGUGAGACUCACACAAACGCUUCGUAAUGAGGGAUUUCACAGGAAUAUAACAUAUGAAAUAGUAUUCAACGCAGAUGAAGACAAGCCUCGUCGGGAACUGUUAGGCUGUGUUGUGGGUUUGCAUCAGGAACUGCCAGCCGGAGUAUUUGCUAACCCUGAUGAGCUAGAGGAAUUGAAGCAGGCGAAUAAGCUAUUUGUGGUAUCACAAAACGUAAUCAACAUAGAGCUGCCGGCAGACCAGUCGAACCCGAGCAACCUGCAUAUCAUGGGUCGGGUCACAGAUGACCAGGCACAUCUCUGGCUACCGGUCCAUGCUCGGUACCAUCAAGCGACUUCUGGAGGAGGUAUGGCUCGAAACGAGAUCUACCCUCCCAGGGUACACCUGUACUGUCCCGAACUUCUGCGCUGCGACGGGCCGACGACGCCUAUGAUCUUCACCUGCGAAGACGAGCCGAAAAACUGCUGGAACAGCUACAAGGAGCUCCCAUACACCGUGCUAACGGACACCCUGAUAUGGGAGGUGCCGGUGGGCAACACGCAGUACUACUACGCGGUCGCCGGCGCCACCGCGCUCGUCGUGGUCGCGGGGAGCCUGUACUUGCUCAAGUCUGUACACCAGUAUAAGCGGCAGUGAGGUUAAUGUCAAUAAAGUUUUCGGCUAAAAUGUAAUUCCAGUUAACCCUGAUAUGGGAGGUGCCGGUAGGCAACACGCAGUACUAUUUUUUUGCGUUAGAAAUAAGGUAAGCGAUUUAGACGUGUCUGUUUAUUGAAAAACACUUUUGAAAAAUAAGUCACGGCAAAUAUGUAACAAUUAGAAAACAUAUACGAUCAUUUACAUUCUGUUACUUUCAUAAGUAAUAAAUAGUCACAGAUUUUUAAAAAGUGUUUUCCUUUAAGAUUGUUUACCUUUUUUCUAAUGUAAUAUACACGAACUGGUUGCGGGCGCUGCCGCGCUAGUUAUGGUGGCGGGGAGCCUGUACUUGCUCAAGUCUGUACAUCAUUUAGCAGCAGUGGGAUAAAUGCUUAAAAAAGUUUGUGACUAAAAUGUAAUUAAACUCAACUUUCGUUUAAUAGAUGGCGCUACGGAAGCGUCGAACAAAAUGGACGGUUCUGACCUGCUGUGUAAGUGACGCCAUCUAUCAAUAACUUGAAUUUUGGAUGAACGCGAUUUGAUACAUAGUUCGUAAGCGAUAAGACUUCAGGCAAAUCAUCAUUGUCCGCCGGCUUAGCGAUGCUCGUAACCAGUCAAAUUGUUUCUAAUUAGGAACGAUUUCCGCUACAUUCUUAACGCGAACGCAUUAUAUGUAGAUGUUGUAGGUCUUCAUGUUUUAUUUAUCUCAGGUUUUUAACACCGUGACGACAAACACUAUAUCAAAGAGUUAUUGAUUGUGAAAAGAUGUAAGGUCUAAAAAAAAAGGUUGGCAACUUAAACGGAUUUACGCUGUACGGCGCUUUGUGUAAUUGUCAAACAUGACCACAUUUACGGAACCGUAUAGUGCCAUUAGCGUCGUCUACAAUAGCUGUCAAGUUCGAAGCACGAAUAUCUAAGGGCCACCCCACACUACCUAGUUGGUUACUAAAUUCUGUUACUGCAAUAAUCUUUACCUAGAUUAAAGUUUAAAGUUGAAUAAACUAUAUAUUAGAAUGAAGUACACAAAAUCAGGAAUUACAUAUGACAAUAUCAUUAAAAAUGGCCUCCUCUGGCCUUGACACAGGCCCUCAAACGACGAGGCCAGUCAUCAAUAGUGGCACGCACGAUUGUCAUGUCUAAUCAUAUUGAUAACUAUCAUCCAUUAUAUUGAUAACUUUUUUUAGGGAGCUUCUCUUCACAGACAUGUGUAUUGCCAACAACUUUUGCUUCCGGACGGGGUUUCUUGCAAUUCUCGCCUUCUCUGCCUUUAUUAGAGCUGGGGUCCGAACGGUGCGUGGUCUUCCAGACCUCUUGCGGUCAUCGAAGCUCUGAGUACUAUUGUAUCUAUUAAUUGUGUGAUAAACAAAUUGUUUGUUGAUUUUUAGGUUUUCAAGCAACUUCAAAAUCAUGUUUGGCGGGUGCCCACAUUUGUGCAACGCAAUUACUGCGAUAAGAUUCUCUUUUAGGCCCCAAUUCAUUAUAGAUACGACGAGAUAAGCGUUAUGUGUGGUAUAUAAUUAUAACUCUGGGUUGGAAGGGCAGUCGCUUUCGUAAAAAUUAGUGCCUACUCCAAAUCUUGGGAUUAGUUGUCAAGCGGACCCCAGGCUCCCAUGGCAAAAUGCCGGGACAACGCGAGGAAGAAGAUAUAAUUUUAUUAUAACUCACAAAUCCACCAUAUUAUGUCAUUUUUUUAUUUUUUCGGUAGCAUUUGUUUUAACGGAAUUAAAGAGGUUGCAAAAAGAGUAACAGAACUUAGUAACCAACUAGGUAGUCUCCCGGGCGUCGGAGUCUAGUCAACUGUAUGGCUGCUGCUCGACGCAACGUUGGCGCAACUGCGCAGCGACGCCGUUUUCCAUAGCGCUGACUAGACGCCGUCGCUCAAAAGACUAGAGUGACACUCCUUAAUAGACUCUGGCCACGCUAACUUUACACCUACUUGACAGUAACAAUACAAUACAUUAUAGUAUAGGAGCGCCAUAACGUAGCACUUGGUAUGAAAACUUAGCGUGAUCCGUUUUUACUAAAAAUGAAUCUGUGAUUACACCAAAGACAAUUUGAAAUAGAGGUGGAUUGGAUUGUCACAAAAUUUAUAGCCACAGUAAAUUUACUGCCAUCUUUCGACACAUGAUUAAAACUUCUAGAACGCCAUUUGACUUUGAUCCUUAAUCUUUUACUGAUAUGUGUUAAAUUUGUUAAAUAUCAUAAAGUGGCGCCAUCUAAUAGGUCAUAGGCCAAAGGUAUGGCGGCAUCGUUUCGAGCGAUGGCGCCACUAACUUUAGCC